AAGGUAACCUUAAAUGGAUUCAAUAAAUUUCUGGGAAGUCCCCCGAAAACUUAUCAGAAUAAACAUUAGUUUAGUUGAAGUUCGACGUUUUGCUGACUUGUUAUCAAGUAAUUUUAAGUUAUAGCUCAGUUCAACAAUUAGAAGUUGUUUAUUUGUUUCGAGAUUAUUUUCGGUUGGAAUUUUAUUGAAUAAGAGACGUGUAAUAGAAAAUGGACAAUUAUAUGGCAAUAUUGCAGGAAAUUUUUCCCAAUCGCCCCAUUGAUCAAAUAGAAGAUGUUAUUCAAAUGGUAGAGGAGAAUGAAGAAGUGGAACAUUCUCUAGAGACAAUGAUCAAUCUUCUGUCAGAAUCUGGCGACUCGACUCUCGAACAUGGAAAUGAAGGUUUAGAUGAAGCUGCUGGAUUCGCACAUAUCCCAGCAGAAAACAAUGUAGAAUGGAGAAAAUUAGUUCUGUUCAUGGAGAAAAUUUUUCCUGACAUAUGCCCAAUAUUUUUGUGGAAUUUCUGUGAAACAAACAAUUUUGAUUGGAGUGAAGUUGAAGAAAUUGCAGAUAGAUUAGUGGAGGUAGGAGGCUAUGAACUCAGAACAGGAAAUCGAUGUGAUGCAAUUUUCGCCCAACUCUCGGAUAUGAUUCCUGAUGCCGAUCCUGACUACUUAAGAGAAAAAGCGGAGUUAUUGGCAAAACAAGCUCCAGAUAAUUUACAACAGUUCAUAUUAGCAGCUACUGAAACCAAUGGAUAUCCUACUAGAAAGGAAUAUCUCAUACGACAAAGAAACAUGGAUGGUAUCAGAAAAUUCACAAGAAAUUUCAGCAUUGAAGGUUUCCUAGAGGCUAUACCAAAUCCUGUAGAACAUUUCAUGUCUUCCUCCUACAAAUCUUCUCUUAACGACGAUGAUAUCACUGAAGCAGAUGAGAAUUACGCCUUAAAAUGUUUGGUUAAUCUUUAUCCAUAUCUAAGGGAGAAAGAUAUUGUGAGAGUUUUCAAGCGGAAGAAAAAUUUGAUACUUGUAAGUGAAAUUCUAGCAAGGGUGCCAAGGCAUUUCAAAAAGCCUAGGGAACUCCUAGAUAUUGGUGAGGAAUGUGAAAAUAUUAAACUUCUUCAAGAGAUAGCCUUUGUUGAGAACAAGAAUCAAAUUAAGACUGCCAUAAAGAUGAAGACUGAACAUUAUAGAUUAGCUAGAGAAGAGGCAGAAAAAUUUGGUCUGCUCGAAACGUGCCAAUGUUGCUACUUCGAAGGUCUUUUGCCGGAAGAAUGUUAUCUCUGCAAAAAGAACUGUCCCUUCUGCAAGGAUUGCGUGGCUAAAGGCGCAGAGCUUGCUAUCGGAGAGGGCAAAUUGAAAUUUCCUUGCCUCACAAACUGCAAUUCUGAAUUUGACAUUUCAACAUUGAGGAUGGUUCUGGACAAAAAGAUAUUUGAUCCAUUGUUCACGAAAAUACAAAUAGAAGAAUUGAAGAGAGCCAAUAUCGAUGGUUUGGAAACCUGUCCAUUCUGUGACUUCUCGAUGAUCUUAUCGGAUCAGGAGAAAAUUUUCAAGUGCCAAAAUGUAGACUGUAUGGAAAUGACUUGUAGAGAAUGUAGACAUAAAGCACAUAUGCCGCUCAAAUGUAACGAAAUAGAAUACGAUGAAGAUGUCAGAAGAAGAACUUAUAUUGAGAAUAAAAUGACUGAAGCUUUAGUAAGAACAUGUUGGCAGUGCCGGAAAUCAUUUUUGAAGGAAUCAGGAUGCAACAAAAUGACUUGUACUUGUGGUGCGAAAAUGUGCUAUUAUUGUGGUGCCAAUAAUAUAGGUUAUGACCAUUUUGGUGAAAUAUCUGCAAACAAAUGUCCUUUGUAUACCCAAGACCUAAAUAAGUUCCAUGCUGAUCGUGUGAUAAAAUCUGCUGUGAAAGCAAAAGAGGAGCUUGGAUUAAUCCACAAUCCUCAAUUGCUGAAGAUAGAUCCAGCUGCUGGAUUAGUGGAAUAUUUUCAGCAAAUGUAAAUGAAGCUUUGAAGAAUAAGAAAGUGAUAAUGUAAUAGUUCUGCGAUAACAAGAAUUGAAUGCAAUUUUAUAUUUUUCUCUAUGGAUCUUCUGGAUAAAUUAAGUGUUUUAGAUGGCAAAGGGCGAAAAAUACUCGAUUUUACUUGAUAUUUGAUCAAAUUGAUGGUUAUGUAACUGCUGGAGAAUGUUGAGUAAAAUCUCCAACAGAAAUUAUUCAUUAUAUGUUUUCCUAUUUUUUUGUAACAGAUAUGUUUAGAAUGAGUUAUUAGAAAUAUAGAGUUUUUGAUAUUAAUAUUUUCAUAAUUGUGAUCUGAAAGCUUUGGUCCCUGUUAAUAUGAAAAUUCUCUUUCUAUAAAAGAUUUUUACGUUUGUAAAUCAUAUAUUAAAAGCUGACUGAAUCCCUCAGAAACCAUUGAAAAUUGACCGUAUUUGAGAAUUUAGUCUGUGUAUAAAUAUUAUCUGUAAUUGCAUUUUUAUAUUUGGACCAUGCAGUUUAACAUUUAAGUUUUUUACUUUUCUUAAAAAUUAUGAGAUUUGUUCUGUUGUUGGAUAAUUGUACUCCUGAAAUAUUGUUAGUUUAUAAUGAAAUAUUGUUUAUCAUUAAAAAAGUUUUAACAGAUCAA
Molecule: messenger RNA, 2602 nt
Organism: Harmonia axyridis
Lineage: Eukaryota; Metazoa; Arthropoda; Insecta; Coleoptera; Coccinellidae
Product: probable E3 ubiquitin-protein ligase rbrA
Exons: 9
Coding region: 210-1979 (589 amino acids)
Source: RefSeq, a predicted model, not a curated record